CAUAUAAUGUAGCCACGUUUUACUGUGUAUGGAUAUUAAUCAGUAACAAACUUAAUAUUCUCAAAUUGCCGGCUAUUGAUUCUAUACAAUUUGUAACAUCGUCAAUAAAGGAACAAUAUAAUCUGUAGAAUACAAUGUAUUUGACGUAGGAUAAUGUUAUUUUUAAAGAAAUGGAACAACACGACGAAACAGUGGACGCUCUUAGAAUAAUAUAACAGGUUUGUUAAAUAAUGCCACCGGAAGUGUUAUACAAUUUAAUGUUUUGUCGUUUAUUGCCGAUAACCCAACAGUUAACAGUUUAAAUUAGUACAUUGUUUAACUGCAUUGGUAAAACUUUGGUGAGAAUUAAAUUAUGAGAAUUUAAGCAGAGUUAGGAUCGGUUAAAGUCAUCGUUUAUUUGUACAGUUACUUAUUUUGCAUAUACGUCUUGUAAUUCAUGAGUCAUAUUUAUAAGUGACGCAAAUAUAAAACUUUCUUUAUCACGCUAACUAAUAUUUUCGGUACUGUUGCAAUAAUUGACAAAAAAAAACACAGUUAAUUUAAAAGAUAUUGUAGUCUGUGUAGAGUCAAGUAGCUAUAUAUAUAUAGGUUAGAAAUAGAUUACAAUUUUUCAAUUUAAUUAUUUUCCCCUUACAAAGAAGGUAUAUAAGCAAUAUUGGUUCACCGAACUGAGCUGUUUCCCGUCAUUUGUGAUGUUUAUAAAUAUUAAACGCAGUGUCUGAUCAACGAAGAAUUGCGGUUACCCCCUUAGAUUUUGUAACAAAGAACAGUUUUAAUUUGUCUUAUAGACAACGAUGUUUGCAGUAUGAUUCGAAUAGGGUAUAUAUAGCUACUGUCCUAGCGUAUAUACAGUUCGUCCUAGAAAAGACGAAUGAUUAUGGAUUUAGGGAAAUAUAUGAUAAUCAGUUUAUAACUUCUCAAUACUUUCUUUCUUAACAGCUAGCACCAUUCCCUAUUAUAUUAUCUAUACAAUAUACAGAACUGAAAAUAACUGAAAAGAAAAACUACGAAACCUAUAAUAUGAACAAGCUUUCGUUGGCAGGGAUACAACUACCUGAAAAUAUAUAAGGAGAAUUUCGACGUUUCGAGCGAAGGCUCUUCGUCUGGAGUUACUCAAUAUGCAUGAAACCUAUAUAGCUUCCUAUAGUAUAGAGGCUUAAGCCCUUCCCUUGUCAAACGUGGAUGAGAGUUGAUAAGAGUUCAUGGCAGUUUGCAUGGUUGUUUUUUCAGUAGUCAACUGUCAUGUCCCGCUCAAACGAGAACAAGACUGCACGAGAAAGUGAUGAGAGUUGAGAAGCGAGAGUUUGCAUGACAGUUUUCGAACUCUCAUGUCCCGGCACUCUCGAUCAUUUCAGUCCCCGAACUCUCAUGUCAUGUCAAACGAGAAUCGAGAACAAGAGUUGCAUGAGAGUUGUAUGAGAGUUGAGAAGCGAGAGUUUGCAUGAGAGUUUUCUCAACUCUCAUGUCCCGAUCAAACGAGAAGAAGAGUUGCCUGAGAGUUGAGAAGCGAGAGUUUGCAUGAGAGUUUUCUCAACUCUCAUGUCCCGGUCAAACGAGAACAAGAGUUGCACGAGAGUUGAUGAGAGUUAAUUGGCUAUUCCAUGAGUAUUGACUUCUAGAUAUUACCGAUUAGACGAGCAAAAACUCAGUCAUCAACUGUUAUUGGAAUUUAAAGCAGCUGAAAGUUGAUGAGACGGUUUACAAGAGUCGAUGAAAGUUUGUGAUCAAACACGAACGAGAGGUACAAGUCUCAUCAACUCUCAUCCUCGCCGCCUUUUGACCAAGACAUUGUUUACUAAGUGUUAUAAGUUAGUAAAACUAUAACUGAAUCCGUUUCCAGCAAUUUUUGAAUCUUGUGGCUCCUCUUGUCUUUUCUCAAAUACUGAAUUCAUAAUGGAGCAUUUCUAGUAUUCGGAGUAUGUUUUAUAUUUUAUUUAUAGAACUAUAGUAAAUACUAUAAACUAUAGUCCACAUUGGGUUUUCUUUUUCGUUAUUAAUUUAAUGAUGUGAUCUAAGUUGUCCUUAUAAUAAUUCGUUUCUUUCAUUCUAGCCGCUAAAAUCAUUCGGUGCAUGUAGAAUCUCUUAUAAAUACUCAGCAUUCCUCGAUAGAUAGCCUACAUUCCACCGCAAUAUGCAUAGUAGUCUAGGACCUGUAUAUGAGUUUGUAUGCAUUUCAUUUAGGACAGAUAAUCUCAACUGUUUUAGGGUAAGUUGACCAUGACGGUCAACAUGGUAAUGCUGCCCGAACCCCAAUCCGGGGCGAAACGUCCGAAAUUGACCACACCCAAAAACGACGCUUUCGCCAUACUGCUAUCUACCAAACCAUAAAAGCUUUGGCUAUUCUGAGGUGCUUAUAUGGUUCAGAGAUGGUACUUUUGGGGGUGGUCAUUGGUAAGUGUGAAAUGCCGAGCACUAAUAUUUCACAAGAAAAUGGCCAUGCAAUAAUCAUAGUUAAACGUCAAUUUGUGGCUUGCAAAUUCAGAUAAACAGCAGUGGACUUACAUUACCUUUUUCCCUAAAUCUUUUUGAUAGAAACAUAAAUGGUACUUAUUUAAAUAUAUUAUCACUGGUUUGGUGUAAAAUAGUUAAUAUUUUCUGACCGAAAUAAUAAUUUGAAAUGUGCCUACUCCGCUGUUUAUCGGCGAUCUCGUCGACAUCCUACAAAAAAUGUAAAUCAUCUCAGACAUAAUGGUAUCAAGAACAUUUUAAACAAGUUUCAACUUGGUUUCAAGUAGAUCAUACCUGUUUAACCAUCGACAAGGUAAAACCACAACUUUGUCCAAAUUCGGCGCCAUUUUGUCAUCCCAUGUCGCUUGUUAACAAUUCAGCCUUGUUACUCUUCCAUCCAAGCCAUUUCCAUUCCACUAAUAAUAAAUUUAACCCUUUAUAACAGGAGGAACUAAAAAAUCUAAACAAAAUACAAGAAAUACGCCAUUUUAUCACCCUGUAAAAUGUUGUUUACGAGUCCUUCAAAACAUUCCGUACAAAUCUCGCGUGGUUUAGCAACAGGGACGUGACAGGGGGGGUAGAGACUUGAAAAGUGAAAGGAAAGCCCACACAGUAUGGUAAAACCAACAAUCAACAUUUAAUUUGUAUGACUUUUUCAUAUUAAUAAAUAAUAAUAUGUAUAUAUUUGUCGCUACAAGAAAUAAACAAACAUUUGUAUGAUUGUAUUUAGCUUUUAGUCUAUUUCACGCAGCCUUCUUCUAUCUUCGUGAAAUAAUUCACCCCCUCCUGUCACGUCCCUGUUACUUUGUCACGCGAUAUUUGUCCGGAAUGUUUUGAAAGACUCGUGAGCAAAAUUUUACAUGGUGAUAAAAUGGCGUAUUUCUUAUAUUUUGUUUAGAUUUUUAGUUUCCUCCUGUUAUAAAGGGUUAAAUUUAUUAUUAGUGGAAUGGAAAUGGCUUGGAUGGAAGAGUAACAAGGCUGAAUUGCUAACAAGCGACAUGGGAUGACAAAAUGGCGCCGAAUUUGGACAAAGUUGUGGAUUUACCUUGUCGAUGGUUAAACAGGUAUGAUCUACUGGAAACCAAGUUGAAACUUGUUUAAAAUGUUCUUGAUACCAUUAUGUCUGAGAUGAUUUACAUUUUUUGUAGGAUGUCGACGAGAUCGCCGAUAAACAGCGAAGUAAAGUGGAGAACUUGGCCAAAUACGUCCAUUUGCAGGAGGUAGGCACAUUUCAAAUUAUUAUUUCGGUCAGAAAAUAUUAACUAUUUUACACCAAACCAGUGAUAAUAUAUUUAAAUAAGUACCAUUUAUGUUUCUAUCAAAACGAUUUAGGGAAAAAGGUAAUGUAAGUCCACUGCUGUUCAUCUGAAUUUGCAAGCCACAAAUUGACGUUUAACUAUGAUCAUUGCAUGGCCAUUUUCUUGCGAAAUAUUAGUGCUUGGCAUUUCACACUUACCAAAGACCACCCCCAAAAGUACCAUCUCUGAACCAUAUAAGCACCUCAGAAUAGCCAAAGCUUUUAUGGUUUGGUAGAUAGCAGUAUGGCGAAAGCGUCGUUUUUGGGUGUGGUCAGUUUCGGACGUUUCGCCCCGGAUUGGGGUUCGGGCAGCGUUACCAUGUUGACCGUCAUGGUCAACUUACCCUAAAACAGUUGAGAUUAUCUGUCCUAAAUGAAAUGCAUACAAACUCAUAUACAGGUCCUAGACUAUAGCCUGCUCGCAGGCCGUUUGUCAGGCAGAGACUGCGAGGUAUAUAUAGAGCCUGUGAGCAGGCUACAAUAUGCAAUGCAGUUUAAUUUUAUGAUCGUGACGGUCAAUCAAUGUUAAUCAGUGCUAAUAUAUGCCGUUACUUUGUCAACUGUCAAAUGGCAUGACUGGCAAAGAUUUCUUUUAGAAAUAAUUGCUACAAUUACAAACAUUAACUUAGAAUAGUGAUCUUUACUAUCUAAGAAAAGUUAAGUGAAAAAUAUAUUAACUCAUUAAGUUACAUUGUGCCCCAAUGUGCCCUAUACUUUAUUAUUUAAUUUUACUCUGUCUAUAACGCCAGAAGCUUUUAUACUCAUCAAGGGAAGAGCACUGGCGUACUUGGCGUUCAAUGGUUUAAUUAGCGGCCAAUUAACAAUAUAUUAACAUUCUUUAGUCUUUGGUGGACUUAAUUAUUUGCCCAUACAAACCAGCUGCACCUCAAGUUUUAUUCAGUAUUUGUUUUAGAAAAACAAUACACACAAUAUAUAAUAAAGAGCUCAGAUCAUUCGACAGAUUUCGAAAUAUUAAAGUGAUAUGCGAAACUUCAAAUCUGAGAUCAAUGGUAGAUUUUUCUAUUUUCUUUGGGAUUAUUAUCCAGGAACAAAGUGUUUCAUCAUCACGGCUAUGACGUCAUCAUCUCCCACUCACGUCUCGCGUGCUACGCACAUAGAUAUCUUAUAUACACUAGAUAGCGCAUCUCUUUUAGUAAAAUUGAAGCCAAAAAUAUUCCAGCGGUUACCGCCAUUUGAAUAGAUGGCGGCCAUGUUGGUCGUUCCCACUUGCUAAUAAACGCUUAAAAACAACAAUAACUUUCAUCAUUUGAAUAGUUUAAAAACGUAUUUGCAACAGGAUUAACGUAAUGUUUAAGUUCCCUGUUUAAGAAAUAGAGAACAUACGAAUCUUCUCAUUUCAUGGGAACGACCUGAGACUGCAAUCACGGCUUCAAUAUUUGAAUUGCAGAAUAAUUAGAUGCACUAUCUAGUGUAUAUAAGAUAUCUAUGGCUACGCAGAACAGUAAUACUUUUCAAAUCCCUUAUUUAAACUGGCUAAUCGUAUUUGUUUUAACUUUAAGAUGAGACAAUAUUAAUUAGACCUGCCCAGGCCAUCAGCAGUUUAUGUAAAUAGAGGUUUAUAUACGGUAGUUUAUACCGUUUAUUGGUCGAAACUGGAGCAGUCAUUAGAGCUAGCGCGUGGGAACGCUCUAUAAUGAAAGUCGUGGGUUUUCUCCUGGUGCCCUGUUUCCACCCACAAGCCAACAUUCCCAUGUAAAGUAGUUUACACCCCAAAAGAACAUUCUAGUUUCUCGCCCUGUUCCCUGGCAAUAAAAACGCCCUAGCACUGAAGAUGGUUGAAACUACACAAGCCCCCGUAAAGCUGUAGUACAGAGGUUCUCUGAACACAAGUGCAUGUGACAGUUUGAUAUAAGAGCACUUGAGUUAUGCUUACAUGUUUAUCAUCGUUACAAAUUCGAGAAUGGUAUUAAAGAAUGUAUACUAUGUAUCAUCAUUUAAUAUAUGAAAAACAAUUGUCAAUAAUCUAAUUUAGUUUGGCCGAAGAGUAAAAUAUCUACGAUGCGUUAGUCUAGCAGGGAAUACUUGAACAGAAUUGCAGUAAUUUAAAGGCGUCAGGUUUGAGGGCAGUCUGGGUUAUGGUAAUGAUCAUGAAGACCGGUUCUUAUAUCCAACAAACUAGAAGCGCUCUUCUCACGUUUGAGGAAAAGUUAUAUUAAUGCACGUGCAUUGUGCAAGGCAUAAAAGGCAUGUAUUUGUGCAAGAAGCGAUUUAGUCACCGAAGAGCACCACAGCAUACCAUACCAUACCAUACCAUGCGACACCAUAUACCAUACCAUACCAUUACCAUACCAUACCAUACCUUCUCACACCGUAUACCAUGUCGCACCAUACCACACCAUUCCAUAACAUACCAACCAUAGCAAUGGAGAUUUAGACAAUUUUAAUAAGUGCACAAAUAAAGUACAUGUCCGGGGUAUGUUCUAGUUAAUUCAAUUGAAUGAUUUUUAUCCUUCAAACAAGGUAAUAAACUAUUGUAACUAUGGCAUGCAUAAAAAUGUCGCAAUUAAGAGCCAAAUAAGAGCCAAAAGGAUUGACGUGUUGGACAAUUAUAUAAUUUAUAUUGUGUUUACGGAGUCUUAAAAGUGCUAUAUUGCGCGAAACAGCCAAAUUAAUUCAAAUUAACAAACCCACACCCGAGUAAUCCGGUGAAUACCAUUUCUGGCCCUUGUAGUGUCGAUUGACGCACCGUCUGUCGGAGAAAAUCCAAAUACAAUGAAAAACAAUGCCAUUGAGAAUUCUAUCUAAAUCGUAAUCACAUAAUUCCUUUAGCUUUAAACUCGAAAUGUUGAGAGGUUUUGAGAGUAUAGAGGUCAUUACCGAAAAUACGUUAUUUUUCGUUUCAGGUUUGAAACAUCAACGGGGUAACCUUAGAAUUUUGGCAACAGAAGAAUACAUUAACAUCGGGAUUGUUUGCUCUCUUUUAUUAUGGUAAUGUUUAAGUGCUCAUAUUUGUGUGGGAGGGCUGAAACUUGAGAACGACCUUAUUAUGUAUUUGCAUGUAACUGAAACCGAUUCUAUAUAUUCUUCAAUAUAGUCUUCAAAAAGGUGGAAAAGGUCAUCAAGCUUUGCCAUGUCGGGGCCGUCUAUCGCGUGGAGUAACGUGGAUUACAAGCUGACGGAUUUUAUAAAGAAAAGCCCACCACCGCAAGUCGUCAAAGUCAAGAAAGAUGCCGGUAUAUCGGCUGCGUUUAAGAGCAACAUUGAACUGAUACUUCACGAGUCGAAGGCGCUCAAAAAGGUCGAAGCGUGUGUCGUGUCAGAAGGCAAGACAUUCGUACUUCCCUACGACUGCCCGGCAAAGGUGCAUCAAUUAACUAAAGCGGAGGAAUAUAGUACCUUAGGUGAUCUACGGAAGGCAUUGCCAACGUGUCGUUUCUUUUUAGUAACAAGCAAAGCAAAUGAUGAACAAUUACAAGACAUUAAACUGGGUGAGGUGUUGACUAUCGUAUUUAAGAAAACUCUCAGCGGCACUGAUGUAUUCACAUGUGAAAGAAAGAAACUUGGGCUUAAGAUUGAAAUCAAAGCGAAUGCAAAGGGGGGCUUUGCUCCAAUGGGAACUGUAGCAGAACGGAAGAUUAGUGAUUUUGUUCGCCAUUAUUCGACCUUUCCUGUAGGCAUUGCACUUACCGAAUCGACCUUGACAAAUAAGGCAUUCGCGUCACUUAAUGAUCUUAUAUCGCAAUCGAAAAGUGGAUUAAUAAGGCUGACAAGGCUUUUCACAGUUGAUACGGUUAUUGCCUCGAGUCUUGGAAAGAAAAAAACUGUCUAUUCAAUUCCGAAAGAUCUGGGCCUUACAGUGACCGCGUCGAAGGCUUUGUUGCUUGAAGACAGUGAACAUCAGGAAUUUUGUAGGAAAUUACACGGGGAUGUGGACAAGUCUUCUAUCGACACGCAUUUGACUUUAGCGGUAUCGUUCGGUAACACCGAAAUCGAGGUGUUACAGUGGAGUUAUGGCGACGAAAGCGCCUACGAGGAAGUGGUGCCUCUUGCGACCGGGAAAGCAAAGAAUGCGAAGGUAAAUGGUGAAUUACCAAAGCGUGACGGAGCUGUCAAAGACCAAGUGAGAAAGAUUAGUAGCUCGGACACAACCAAAGAUGCUCCAGGCAAGGAAAAGGAAACGAAAGAGAAGGUUAAGGAAUCGAAGGAGAAGAAUAAAGAUAAGGAAAAAACUAAGGAGAAGGAGAAACCUAAAGAUAAGCAAAAGGUAAGAAUUCAGUUUAUGAGGAUGAGGUUCAGAUUUUCAGUAAUUGAGGUAUACUUACACCCUAACACCGAAGAUGUACUUUUACUAAGUACUAUGCAUGCAGCGGAUGGUAUAUUGGCAACCUGGGUUUUAUAUAUAAGUGACCGUAUCACGCAGCAGACCAUAGUCAUAAUUGACAAGUAUAUAUACAGGUUAUACGUGGGCUUCACUUUAAGGUUGGUUUACAGUAUCAAAAUUUUGCCAAGAUUUGUAAGAAAUGUUCGAGGAAACGACUCAUUGUUUAACACGACGUCAGUUCCCUAAACUAGUAACUCACUAGUAACUCCAGACGAAGGCGGAAGGGCCUUCGCUCGAAUCGUCGAAAUGCUCCUUUAUGCUAGCCUGCCUCGCAGACGUCCUUAUGGCUCACAUCCUUUAUGCCUAAAGUACCAACGAAACGCUACUGGUGAGGUCAGCGUGUUAAUAUUAUAUUGACACAACCUACAUUGGCACAGACAGCUCAAGAAGGACUAAUUGCGUGUCGAUUAGCCCGUGUCGACAGCUCAAGAAGGACUAAUUGCGUGUCGAUUAGCAAGGAAGGACUAAUUGCGUGUCGAUUAGCCCGCUAGCCGUGCCCGAAUUUGUGUUUCGAAACUGCGGGAUCGGCAAGCAUGCUACAUUCAUCAAUCAUCAUAAAUCGUUUUAAAACAAUUUUAGUCUAGGUGUGAAGUAUAUUUUACAUAAUUAAUUACUCAGCUGAAUAUAAACACGAUGGUCUUUAUUAUUGCUUAUUUCUGUGGUUAUGGUACUAGUAACUCAACUAAAAACUACAUUUGCUUAAACUGAAUAUCUCCAUCAGUUCUAAACGUUUGUUAUGAAUAAAGUUAUUAUUACUAUUAUAUUAUAUACACAUAUAUUGAAAAUAUCGUAAAUCAAUUAUAGUCUUUACAGAGUUAUUAAAACACGACUUUGCAACUGUAAUAAAUAUAUCUGAGCCGCGGUUAAGCUGUAUGAAAUAAAUAAACAAACACCAUAUACGAGUCGAAUAACGUAAUAAUGCGGUACUUUUAAAAGCCGAGGAUUUGCACUUCUACACAACAGGCAAAAUUCAAAACAAUUUAACUAGUUGGAAUGACAAAUCUAAUUUAUUAUUAUUAAAACAUUACAAUUGCAUUGCAAUUGCAUUGGUUAUUAAAACAUCACAAUUGCAUUGCUGUCAUGCCAUACGCUACCAUUAUCAGUUUGUUUUCAAUAAUUUUUCAGCUAUUUAGUAAAUUUUUACCUGUGGCAAUAAGCAAUAAGCUUUGUAUAAAGGCUAAAAUAUACAUAAUUAUACGACGAUUAUAUAAUUUUUGCAUUUUUUUAAACAAAGCCAAAGCCAAGUAAAAAAAAAAUAUGAAAUAGUAGCUUCUCGUCCGAAUUUUGAAAAAAAAAGGAGAAUGCGGGCGCUUUUUUUUGUUAAACUUUCAGUCAAAUAUUGCUCUUAAAGUUUACCAAACCGAACUAUGCGGUUUAUGACGAAAGGAGCAAAAUGGCCGAAAUAUACUAAGUGGAAAUUCUUUGAAAGGCUCGAAUAUAAAACAUUAAAAAAAAGAAAAAUCCAUGCGGCAGGGAAAAAGGAUGCGGGCGGGGACGAGAAACAAUUUUUUUUUUUUACUUGGCCCAAACUGCCAAAGGUUUUAUGUUUUCUUAUUAUUUUGCAUUUGCCAUUACCCUGGCCCAGAGGGUUUUUUAGGUUUGGCGAACGCGAAAUGCGAGAAAACGCGCGAAGAAAACGGAAAAACCUCUGGUGAAUUUGUUAGCGAUUCCUGGCACAGAAUAAGGCACACAGAAGGGCCACACCCUGGCCGCCAUCUUCCUAGCCAGUCGAUUACAUUUUCUGGCCAAUAAACGCGCUGUAUUGGCUGAAGGCCCCGCCUUCUGGCCAGUCAAUUGCACAUUUUUGCAUAGAAAAAUGGUGACACGUUGCACCGCUGAGUGGCCCUUCUCGUACUGAUCUUUAUUCUGUGAUUCCUGGUUCGGAUAAGGAAUGCAAAAAAUGUAUAAUGGCUUAAUGCAUCAUAUUCUAAAAAUAUUAUCCAAUCAUUAUCCUUGACGCCAGGCCGUCCAGACAGGGUUUUAUCGCAUGUAUACUGUUCAUUGCCAUGGAUACCAGAUUGACAUGCAACUUGUCAACAGGCUGGGACUGACAAGCGAACAUAUCCUGUUGACAAGUUGUUGGAACAGCAUUGUUACAAGUCUGCUGCAGUUUGUUACAACUUGUGCGUUUUUACGUGCGUAGGCAAAGUUAAUAAGAAUGCGGAAAAACACAACAUGAAAUAUCAUAGGAGGCCCAAUAGUUAAUUGUAAUGGGCACAAAAAAAGACUAAAACAUAAUUAGUUGAAUAUAGGCACAAAAAAACUAAAUAACAUCAAAACACACACACAAAAAUAUAUAUCAAAACUAAAACGGUUUAUAAUUCAAUAAAAAUUCAUUGUGUUACCGUGAAAAUAUUCAGGCAACUGCUUUUGUGCCACAAUCGUUGUGAAUGCAAACUUGCAGUGCGAUUGAGCUGAUCGCAUGGUUUAAUAAACACCUAUGGCUACCAUAAACAGUUGCUAGAAGUAAAAUAUUUUCACGGUAUUAUAUACAAAAUAUUACAAAAAUAUUUUAAACCAUUUUAGUCUUUUUUUGUGUUUAUUACAACUAAUAAACUAUUGAAUAUUGGGCUUCCUAUGGAAAAAUCAGUUGAUUGUAUUUUAAAGACAUAUAUCUGCCCUACAGGAAAUUCAAGUAUUAUAGGAAUGUUUUCAGAAACUAGUAAUUAGUUCGAGUAAAACGAGUUCAUGCUGUGAUUUAAGCUGUAGUGUGGUGUAAGGUCUACGUCGACAAAUAUCUUUUUUUUUAAAUAUAUCAAAUAUUCAUUGUCAGAUAUUGCAUUUUUAAAAAUAUAGAAUAAGCUGAAAAUAUCGAUUUAUGUUCAAUAUUUUCGAUACUGAACGAACAACAUCUAUAAGGAGCACUAAAAGUUGAUACAUUUUAUCGUGUAUUAGUUCAAUCGAAAGACGCUUGGAUAUACAAAAGCGUCUAUAGAUUGAAAUUAAAACUCAAUUUGCACUUCUUAAAAUACAAUAAAUGUGAAAGUGUGAUUCAUAGAGAGAGUACUUCAUAAUAGUGUGAAUAGAGUAAUUCAUGAAGUACUCUAUUCACAAUAAAGUGUGAAUAUAGUUCUUCAUUCUUUUGUACAUCGAGUUUCUGUUUUGAUAUAUUAUAAUAUUAUCGUUAUUUUUUCCGCAAUCGGUUAAUUUGAAUUCCAAUAUUCUGUAACGCCACAGCGUGCUGUGAAUUGCUGAGACUUUUAUUAUAAAAACAGUGGGAAUUCGAAUUCCCAUAUAUAUAUAUAUAUAUAUAUAUAUAUAUAUAUAUAUAUAUAUAUAUAUAUAUAUAUAUAUAUAUAUAUAUAUAUAUAUAUAUAUAUAUAUAUAUAAAACUUUCUGCAUCACGGGGGGUGUCGGAGGAAGUUUAGGACGGCAGAAACAGGUCUUCCGGGAGCGGGAGUUUCGACCAGUUAAUGGAUAAGUUUCUCGAUUAUAUACACACGUAGAAACACACAAGUUGCAACAAACCUGCAGCAGACUUGUAGCAAUGCUGUUCCAACAACUUGUCAACAGGAUGUGUUCGCACUGCUUGUUCCCAGCUUGUUGACAAGUUGUCAACGGUUUAUUGACAACUCGCUACAAGGUUGUUGAGCUCAACAGACUUGUUACAAGUUGUUCCAACAACUUGUUAUCGUCCUGCAAUUCAACAAUUUGUCAACAAGUUGCGAGUGACAACCUUGUAGCAACUUGAUAAAAUAACAGCAUUGUUACAACUUGUUGGCAAGCUUGCUACAAGCCUGUUGCGAACACAUCUUGUUGACAAGUUGUGAGAUUUUUACGAACGCAUCUACACAUGCACGCAAAAAAUCUCACAUCAUGUAUAGCAAGUCUGCCAACACGCCAUCAACAAGUUGUGUUCGCACUGCUUGUCCCAAGUAUGGAACAAGCUGUUAACAACUUGUAACAACCUUGUUGAUAUUAUCAGACUUGUUGCAAGGUUGUUCGUACAUGCAGUCAUGAAUAAAAUAAGAAUAUUGUUACAACCUUGUGUGUGUCAACCUUGCAACAUUCUUAUUAUAUCAUAAUUGUAUCAGACUUGUCAGAACAACUUUGUAAUAAGUCUGAUAAUGCCAUCAAGCUUGUUGCAAGUUGUUAGCAGCUUGUUCCAAAGUUGUUACAACAAUUCAGAAUAAAUAAAAGUCAUUUCUUCUUAUUCAUCGAAGGAUAAAAAGACGAAAGAAGUGAAAGCAGAGAAGGUAAAGGUGGAGAAGGUAAAGGUGGAGAAGUCAAAAUCGAACGACAAAACAAAAACCGAGACAAAGACAUCAUCAAGCAAGCAGGAAGAUCCCCCCGAGGACCCGGUGGAGGACGAUGCAGGUUACCUGGUCCCAGCAGAGUUGUUGAGAGCUCAGAGAGAAGUCUCUGCGGAAGAUAAGGUCGGAGAAGGCAAGGAGAGGAGCUCCAUUGGUAUCUCAAUAGGUAAGACCAUUGUUUGGAAUAUUGAGUUUAUUAGCCUUUUGCCAAAAGAGAUCACAGUGCAUUCCGGGAUCGUUUGGAGGGACAAAAUAUAUGGUAUAGGCGUCAAAUAUGUGAAAGAGUAGAAGUAUCUACUAUCGGUGUUCAGGGCUGCAAAUAAAUAUUUGACUUGACAGGACAUUUGUCCAAUCACUUUUAAUUUUGGUCCGACAUAACUUGAAUUUGGUCGGACAAAAACCAACACCACUAAAUUUGGUCGGACAUAUACAUAUAGUCACAAGAUAUAUAUAAGUCACAAGACAAGUAUGUAUAGUCAUUCCGGCGCAAGUAAAACGCUAGAAUGCCUCGUAAAUUUUAUUGCAAAAUGCAAAUUGAGUGAAUUUGCAAUCGGAUUUUGUCACAGCAAAAAAUGUAUGUGACAAUUGUUUUUUGUGAUCGGACCAAUAUUGCCAAAUUUAGUCGGACAUUGUCCGAUGUCCGACAGUAAAUUGCAGCCCUGGGUGUUUUUAAAAUCGAGGGGUAAAUUACUCUGAAAAAAGCGUACGAAGAUUUUUGGGAUUAAAAAAUCCCGGUAAUUUUUCUCGGGAUUCUCGGAUUUUUUCCCCAAAUUUAAGGGAUUUUGGGAUUUUUUCUGCUGAUUUUUUCGAAAUAUUUUUCCUUAUUUUUUUCGCCGAACUUUUUCCGACUUUUUUUUCGACAUAUAUAAUCCGUCGAAUUAUUUUUAAAACGAAGUAAAUCAACGAAGGGCAUUUUCACAACAAUUCACGAUUUAAAUGUUUAAGUUGAUGGGAUUUCUCAAUAUUGCAAUAAUUUUGAGGAUUUUAUUGAGCUUUUUCUUUUAUGCAUUUUUUAGAGAUUUCUUGGGAUUUUGGGAUUCUGGGAUUUAGUAAGAUUUUGGGAUUUUUCCAAAGAUUUUUUUUUAGAUUUUUGAUGAAGUGUACGAAGAUUUUCAGAAUAAUUUACCCCUCGUUUAAAAGACUAAGUCAGUUUCCUCAAACACUUCUUACAAAUCUUUUAAAACUUAUAAUUUAUCUAUGCAAAAGUUCUACUGUGACCACAGAAACUUUGAUCAGGUCUAAACUAGGCUUUAUACUACUGGCCAAUAAUUAAAGGGAGGCCCUUUAUCGACACCCACGUAAAACUUAGGAUAAAAUCCUACUCUGCGAAAAUAUUGAUGGCAAUAUGGCCAGCGGAAGGGAGAGUUACUUCCAGGACGUCAUUAUUUCGUGAAAGGACGUGAUAUAUAUUGGACUGGGCGAUGCAUAAACGCCAGCGCAAGAUGUACAUGUUAAUAUGUUAUAUAAGUCAAUGUCCUUGUAGGUCAACUACGUAUACGACAAUUAUGUGGACACCACUUUAAUAGCUGAAAACUAAAAUAUAUAUGACUGUUGCACACCUUGGCAUGUUUGGGAACCCCUUGCACCCCGUGCUAUGUUGAUUUUGAUGAUGUAUUUCACAAAGCUUUAUAUACCUUGACCAAUGUGUUAGCAUUUCAACAUUGAAGGGGGGGGCUGCUAAAUGCUAUUUUGGGGGAGUGAAUGUGAUAGGGCAAAGCAUGUAUUUUCAUUUUCAAACGCGCUGUCCCGCACAAUAGUGAAAUCUGUAUACUAUGUGGAAAUGCUCAUUGCAUCACUAGAUUCAUAUUGUAAAUCACGCUAUUUCCAUAGUAUCCAUGGCAAACAGUACGGAAGUGGAAUUUUUACACAAACUCCAUCUAAAACCCAUGCUAUAUCUGACCAAACAAACGCAAUAUUAAACGAACGUAAAAGAGAGAGUUUCUAUUUAACUAGUCCUUGGCAAUAUGUUCUUUGUGACAUUGUAAGCAUACCACAAGGUGACUUUUAUGCAUUUUUUACUCUGUUUUCAAAAACGUGUGAGCGAGAUAAAAAAAAGGUGAUUUUGUGCCCAUGCCACUCAGUAUACUUGGAGAAAUGCGUGAGGUCCCCACAUAAAUAAGACAUUACGCAACGUGAUAUAACACAAAAUAGGACACACUCGCAGAUUAUAACACCUAAUUUCUUUUUGGUCCUUCAGUAUUUCGGCUAUAUCCAUCAAAAAUUAAAUGAGAUUAAUAAAAGUUUAAAUUCGUGGUGUCAUGCAUGUUAUUUAAAAAGAUGACUAAGCCAGUCUCUGUCUGAUAACUUUCUAGCUUUGAAUAACUGAAUUAAUCUCUUUAUCUAUAAUCUUGUUCUAUACGAGUGUUAUGACGUGUGUCAUCAAUUUUAAAAGCGCCACUAAUCCCAAAUAUAAUUCUUGGCAUGUUUAAUGUUUGGUGAUUCAAGAAAGAAAUGAUAUAUAUAUUUCUAUAGUAAAAAACCUCAUCUUGAUCAACUUUUUUACUGCCAAAGUUGACGAUGUUGUCAUUACAUGAAUUACAAAUUGGUUAUCCUUUAUUUUAUACCCAAUGACAUCAUAUCUGGAAACUUUGACAGUGAAAAAGUUGAUCAUGCGAUGAGGUUUUUUACUAUAAAGAUAUAUUACAUUUCUUCUCAGAAUGACCCAAGUAUUACACGUAUACCAAAGAUCAUUACCAAAGAUUUAGGGUCACUGGCAGUUUACCCAAUCAAUCUGGAAAAAUUCUCCUUCACUUGUAAAUGAUGUUGUGUUAGAGCGAAAUAUACAAAUAAAAGCGCUUUUUGACGUUAGACAAAGUGAUGUCAUUUGGUGUUAGACAGAGCAAAAACUAACAGCACGUAAGGCGCAUUGGAGAGCAAUUCAGUUAAAUGGGUGAAACAUGCACAUUUGUUUAUCGAGAGACUAAUUCAAAUACCUUGCAUUUUGGAUGCAUUUCAUCAAUUGAAAUCAAUUGGUUAUCAAUUUGUUCAACUAUUCUUCCACUAACGGUUCCAUGACAAUCAUUGCUCAGCAAGAUUUUUGACCUCUCCUAAUAAGAAAAUGGAAAUGAGAAAAUAGAUCUUAUAAUUCAUGCCAAAACAUAAUUGUACUCGAUUAACAACGGUGAACGGGUUGACUUACUACUCCGUAUCAAAAUCCCAGUCCUAACUAAACUAAGCUAAACUAAACUAACUUUAUUUAUAUUGGAUAGCUUUAUCAGUUCUAAAAUGUUCUUCCUAGAGAUCCAGUAAGGAUCAUGUCUUAUUGAUCCAGUGUUACUACAGGAGGAAAUCUAAACUAAACUAACUUUAUUUAUAUUGGAUAGCUUUAUCAGUUCUAAAAUGUUCUUCCGAGAGGUCCAGUAAGGAUCAUGUCUUAUUGAUCCAGUGUUACUACAGGCGGAAACCUAAACUAAACUAACUUUGUUUAUACUGGAUAGCUCUAUCAGUUCUAAACUGUUCUGCCUAGAGGUCCAGUAAGAAUCAUCUCUUAUUGAUCCAGUGUUACUACAGAAGGAAACCUAAACUAAACUAACUUUAUUUAUACUGGAUAGUUAGUUCUUAGAUAUUAGUUCUAUCAAUUCUCGAUAUGAAAGUCACAGACUAACAAACAUACGGUCACACUUUAGGUCGUUUUAUGGACAAAGUGAAAGGCAAGAAAGACGGGAAGAAAGGUGAUCGGCCAGCAAGCAGUAUCGAUGUCAUGUUGGAAAAUUCCGAGGAACCACAAAAACGUAGUUCUACCAUGCCAGUGACUAGCAACACUAAAAAACCUGGAUUAAUGAAAAACAAAGCAAAGACUAUGAGCGCAGACGAACUGAGUAAAGACGCCAGUACUGAUGACUUGGACGGUAAGAAAACAUUGAUUUACUCGAAUGAGCAGCACGCAAUGAAAUCGACAGAGCACGAUCAUCUCAUCAUCAUCACAAAAUUAUGCUUCGUUCGAACGCAAAUUUCACAUUCAUUUCUCAGAAAUCGUUUACAACAAAUAUAUUUCUCACAGCGGUUAUUUUCAAGAGGAGAAUCUUUUGUAUGUUUCGUAACACGCGCUCAAAAUUAAUGAAUAUACUCUUUCACUUGGUUAUAACUAUAUUCAAAUUUUUAAACUUUUGAUACGUUUUCCAACCGGCAAACAAGCUUAAAAAGUAUGUUUAGUGCUUUAUCUGUAAAAUUAUGCUAAAAUGAAGAGAUUUUAGAUGGUACGCCAAAGAGAAAAUCAUGUCUGAAGUUCAGUAAGUUUUGCUUAUAUUGCUGUAUAAAUAUACGGCGUAUACACUUUGCAUCGCAAAUACGUUAAAAAAUUGCCUCUUAUACAUCAUCAUAGGAAUCGCUAUUAUAACUAAUUAAUUAUCAUUACAUCACCAUACGUAAGAUAAUUACCAGUAUCAUUAUAACCAUCACAUUACCAACUUAAUAUAACCAUAAUCAUUACUGUCACUUUUGGUUCUGUUAUCCGCACUGCAUCAUUAUCCAUAACCACUAAUAUCAUUAUCUUGUCAUCCUUAUAUGAGUUAAUAAACCCUUGUCGAUCAACAUCAUGUCAUCAAUAAACCCUUAUUGAUCAUGAUCAUCAUCAUCAAUGAACCUUAUUGAUCAUGAUCAUGAUCAUUGAUAAUUCUUACUGAUCAUAAUUAUUAUACCCUUCAGUAACCUUUAUUAAUUGUCAUGUUUUCAUCAAUAAACCCUUAUCGAUCACCACCAAUAACCCCUCAUUGAUGAUGAUAAUCAAUAAUCCUUACUGAUCAUAAUCAUCACAUUCAGUAACCUAUACUAAUUGUCAUGUUAUCAUCAAUAAACCAUUAUCGAUCACCAUCAAUAACCACUCAUUGAUCAUGAUAAUCAAUAACCCUUACUGAUCAUAAUCAUUAUCACAUUCAGUAACCUUUACUAAUUGUCAUGUUAUCAUCAAUAAACCAUUAUCGAUCACCAUCAAUAACCACUCAUUGAUCAUGAUAAUCAAUAAUCCUUACUGAUCGUUAUCAAUAAACCCCUUAUACCAUAAACCAUACCUCAAACAUUUCAACAAAUUUAAUAAAUUUCCAGGUCCUGCACCCUCAAGCCCGAAAGACAAGGAAGCAAAGAAACGAGAGAAAGGCAUGUUUGGCACAGCAGGGAAAAAAACUGGCGCUAAAUUACGGCAUAAACGUGGCAAAAAUAAAGCAACGGAUGAUGAUGGUUCUAAAUUAACAUCACAAACUUCAGCGACAUCUUUGCCUUCAUCGCCUGCUGAUGAUGAAAUAGAUGAUCAAGGUAGGAACAAAUGCCUUGUUUACAAAAUAGAUAGCUCCGUUGUAAACUAUCCGAUUGCCCGUAUUAGAGAGGACUAGAGGAGUCCAUAUUGGAGAGGUGCCCAUAUUAGAGAGGUGCCUGUUUUAAAGAGGUGUCUGUAUUAGAGAGGUGUCCGUAUUAGAGAUGUUUGUAUUAGAGAGAUGUCUGUAUUAGCAUAGUUAAUAGAGGAGAUGGUUUGGAAACUUAUUAGCAUUACAAUAAACCUCACUAUCUAUGUUUUUGUUCAGGUUUAUGCAAAAAUGUGGUCUUUCAUCGUCACGUGCGUAUUGUAUUUUUGCUCAACCAGCCAAUAGCAACGGUUUUGUCCAAUUUCCCAUCCAUGACUUUAACAAUAGGACAUUUUGAACAUUCCUAUUGGUUGACUUGAGAAAAAUACAAUACGCACGUGACGAUGAAAGACCACAUUUUUGCAUAAACCUGAACAACAUAGAUAAUGAGGUUUAUUGUGAUUUUAUUGUAAUGCUAACGAGUUUCCAAACCAUCUCCUCUAUUAACUAUGGUAUUAGGGAGGUGUCUGUAUUAGAGAGGUGUCUGUAUUAGAGAGUUGUCUGUAUUAGAGAGGUGUUUGUAUUAGAGAGGUGUCUGUAUUUGAGAGGUGUCUGUAUUAGAGAGAUGUCUGUAUUAGAGAAAUGCCUGUAUUAGAGAGAUGUCUGUAUUAGAGAGAUGUCUGUAUUAGAGAGAUGUCUGUAUUAGAGAGAUGUCUGUAUUAGAGAGAUGUCUGUAUUAGAGAGGUGUCUGUAUUAGAGAGGUGUCUGUAUUAGAGAGAUGUUUGUAUUAGAGAGAUGUCUGUAUUAGGGAGGUGUCUGUAUUAGAGAGGUGUCUGUAUUAGAGAGUUGUCCGUAUUAGAGAGGUGUUUGUAUUAGAGAGGUGUCUGUAUUUGAGAGGUGUCUGUAUUGGGGAGGUGCCCCUAUUAGAGAUAAGUCCAUAUUAGAGGGAAGACCGUAUUGAAGAGGUGUCCGUAUUAUAUUAGAGAGGUUUCCGUAAGGACAGGUGUCUGCCAUAACAAUGUAUAUAAAUGAAUACUAAAACAUAUUAAUGAUUUCCAGACAUGUAUGUAACACCAGUGGACAAUCAACUUUCCACUUCAUCUCCAUCGACAUCGUUCUUUGACAGAGAACUUCCACAACUGCCUCCGGAAGAGUCUCGAAAGCCGAGCGCUUUCUCAAUCCCUGAAAUACCUUACGAUGACGACGAUCUCUACGACGAGAUCAAUCCGAUCGCUAAGAAAGCAUUCAAAAUACCCAAAGACCUCGCCAAACUAAGCACGAACGAUAUCUCAGAGGUUCUACGUUCGCUUAACAUGGGCGAACACGUGUCGAAGUUUCGAAAUGAGCAGAUUGACGGUGAGAUAUUUAAAUCAUUGGAUGACAAAACUCUAGGAGCGCUGGGCGUGAUUGACCCGGUACAGAAAUUAAAGAUUAAGAAACUGUUGAAAGGCUGGAGGCCUAAAACUUGAGCUAUUAUUUAAUGGGAAUUGUAACAGAACUGCAAUGGUUUUGUUGAUAUUGAAGGUGAUUAUAUUUAUGCAGGUGGGUUUCAAUGAGCAUUUACAGCAGCAGAUGAUUGUCAAGUAAGGCGUAGCCACAGGGGGGGAGGGAGAGAAUGGGGGUCUGGAUCCCCCCUCACCUUUCGUCAGGACCAAUUUUAUAAUUCCUGCAAAAUUGAGGAGAAACUGGGGGAGUAUGUGCCCAGGUGUAACACCUUAAUAGAUAGCUUAAGAUCUACGACGUCGACGCCAGCUAGGACGUCAGGGCUAAGCAGAGGACUGGGACUACAUUACAACGACAUCCUAGUCCCAGUCCUCUGCAUAGCCCUGACAUCCUAGCUGACGUCGACUUCGUAGAUCUUAACCAUUAUAAACCAAAUAUGUGGCUUUCAGAUUAUCAUAAAUAGCAUUUUGCAGAACCUAAAACUAGUACAAUUUUCCUGAGGACAAAUGCCCCCAGACAGCCAUGAAAAUUGGUGGGGGUGGCAGGGGGGCAACCCCAAUAAUUUCUGAAAUCCUGUGAAUGGUAGCAGAAUAACUAUAUAACUAAGUUGUAACAAUAAUUUUUCAACCAUGAAAGCGUUACUGGGCUAGAAGUUAAGCUAUAUAUUGCAUGAAUUUUUAAGGAAAAAAACUUUAAAAAACUUUGACCACCGAUCUGCUAUACGGUAGUGCUUAAUGAAACUCGCCUAUUUUGUAUGAAUUAGUCUUGCAUACUACAAUACACUUUUACAACUGAAAUUAAACAAUAUUUCACUAGAUUGAUUAGACUUGAAUUCCUAUGGUUAAUUGGACUCCAAUGAGUCGAAAUUCUAAGUGUAAUAAUGACCCUAGCUACACUAUAAUGUCCAUGGAACGGAGGUUGAUAAUAUUGAACCCCCAAUAUCAGACACUGUUUCUAGUUUUUAAUUAUGGGUGUUUAUAAUCAUAUUUAACUUUGUUGACAAUCACUUCAUUAGCAACACUAAUAUUAGGGAAUGGGUGGGAAUUAAAUUAUUUGAAUAGUGUAAGAAUUUAGAUAAUCUUUCAUAGUUGUUUCAUGUCAUUUUGAAGCAAAAAGGGACAACGCCAAGCAUAGUGAAGUCAGAUCUGAAUAUUUUUCAAAAGUUGAUGUUGCUUGCCUGAAAACAUACUGCCGCAAAUGUUGUGGGAAAUUAAUUGACACACAACAUGUAGUCUGCUUUUGAAAGAUAGCAAAACAUUUAUCACAAAAAAGUAAGCCACAUUGAAACUACAUUCUAACAUAUUGGAAUCAUGUUAUUGAUUAACUGAAAAAAACAAUAGGGCCAUUUAUACAAGCGAAAAUAAGCUGCGGCUUAAAUAAGUCGGAACAAUUCGUAUAAACAGUCAAUUUGCAAUAAACCACAGCUAAAAUAACCCCAGAGUUGGAAGCAAGGCCUAAAUAAGCCGCGGCUUAUUGUAAAUUGACUGUUUAUAUGAGUUGCCCGCAACCUAGCCAAAAAACAGAAAAGAAAAAAAUUGGAAAAAACUGAUUGAAACCCGCAAUACAGCAAUUUUGACAACACCUUGUCAAAAUCAUGGUGCUAGUUCAACAUUUUCUCACCAAACUUUCAACUUUUAAAGUAUAUUAUAUGCAGUAUAUUUUGGGAUAAGUUAUAAACAGUCGCAGUCACCACUUGCGAACUAUUUUCUUGCACCCAAAAAUUUUACCAUAUUAAAUGCAAAGCUAUGGUCUGACUUUAUUAUGUAUCUAUGCAAAUACACCCUUUAGAAGCAUAUUUGCAGUUUUAAAUUGAGUAACUUUGACUAUAGUUGAAUUUCAAAUUACUGAUAAUAUAAUAAUUUUUAAUGGUUUUUUGUAUAGUAAUGAAAAAGUUUUACAUUUAAUUUGCUUGUAUAUAUUAUAUUUUCUCAUACCCUAGAAUGCAUUGCGUUUGAAAUUCAACUUGUAAAGUUUCUAGAAAUAAAUUCCACUCCACACCAAAUCAUUUGUAUUUGACGUUUAAUAUUUUUAUCCAAUUAUUAUAUUAAAAUCACCCUUCGCAUGUAACUUUGAGAAACGUUUGUGUCGUCUUUAAAUCCCUUUAGAUAAACUUGAUGCCUUUAAUUAAUAAAUUUUCUUACCACUGGCACAAUGCCACAAUGCGGCUAUACUAAACUUGUUUUGAAGGGCUUUUGCUUACCUAUUUCUCGCUUGCAAAAGCACUUUGUGAAGAUAUUGCUAUCCCUUAAGGAACAUCAUUCUUUUCUUGCAAAAAGUUAUGAAAAAUGUGUUUUUUCUUCACUUUUACAACACUUUUUUUCAAAUUUCCCACUUUGGCGACCAUCUUGAUUCUUGACAGCUAUUUUUACCACAGCAACCCAAGCUUGUCAUUUGAUAAAUUAUUAGAAAAAAUAAAGUGACAGACAAGUCCGUUCUGGGCAUGCGCGUGUUUAUUUGCAUAAUUUGUUAAUUGACCUUAAUUCAUUUUACAGGAAAAUUUGCUCACAACGUCUUGUUUAUUUUCAUUGAACAAAUAAAUUAUAAAUUUAUUUACAAGUAUUUACAUUUAAAAAUCUUGCUAGUUUUUAACUAAUAAUUUAUGGUUAGUUUUUCAACUUUAACUGUUUUACUGUAAUCUUUUGACUUGAUACCCCAAAUUAUAAACCCUAAUUGUGCCAAUUGUAGCUCAAGCCACCAGAUCAAAACCCUUAAUUGAAUUCUCAUAAAACAUUACCUGAAAGUUUAAGCUUUCUUGAUAUAUAUUUGCACAACCCCAAAUUUAUAUGUAAUUAUUUUAAGACUAUUCAAUCAAUCAAAUCUAACAGUAAAUCUAACCCUAAGCCCCAACUCUAAAACCAAAUGCCGAAAUGCGUGAUAUAUGGAAGAGCCGAGUCUUUAUAAGUGCUCAAAUUUGAGUAUGCCUCAGUAUGGUUUUGGAAUCGCCCUGUCCUGUGGGAAUAGAUUGAUCAAGUAGAGUCAAACCAGUGCGUGGCUGCAAAAUAACAUCAGAAGAAACGAAUCCUAUUAUUAAACCAAUCAGAAACGACAAUUUCGCCUGCCGAAGUUAGCGCAAUGCCGGAGGCAAACAACAGCCGGGAUGGACAAGCUCGUGUAGAGGAAAAAGCUCGUAGGAACCGGCCAUCCGGGGUAAAAACUCGUGCACUACAACUACUUUUUGCACCAACCACAACGUAACCUCGAGAAUCGACCGCUAUGCCGGACAAAUGGUCCACAUUGUCUUGGAAUCCGUGAAUUUCUUUGGCGGAGAUUUUCCUGAGGUAACUUCCAUCACGGCGGAAUAUUUGAACUCUCAUGUUUAUCUCGUCUGAGACAUACAUGUUGUCGUCCUUGUCAACGGCUACAAAGUUUGGGCAGCUUAUUUCACCAUCCCAUUUCCCAAGUUUGCCAAACGUGAACUGGAAUUCUCCCUCGGUGUUGAACACUUGUACUCUGUUGUUGCCU
Paramuricea clavata is the source of this 22518-nucleotide messenger RNA. Lineage: Eukaryota; Metazoa; Cnidaria; Anthozoa; Malacalcyonacea; Plexauridae. The record is from the annotation of a GenBank genome assembly.